Molecule: messenger RNA, 967 nt
Organism: Saccostrea echinata
Lineage: Eukaryota; Metazoa; Mollusca; Bivalvia; Ostreida; Ostreidae
Exons: 2
Coding region: 20-967 (315 amino acids)
Source: RefSeq, a predicted model, not a curated record
CUUAAAUUUGAAUGAAAAAAUGGCAGCAGAAGUUUUACAGCUUUCGUCACUUUUGGCUAAUUUGCCAUGUAGUAAUAUGAUUGUCAGGGGGACUCCUCAGUGUUAUUAUACAAAUAUCAGACAAAGAGCCGUACAAAGAAUUAUGUGCUGCGAUAAAGGAUUGGUGUUUUCCGCAGAAUUUUGCAGAUGUGUCCCCUGGAAUUCUGGUAUCAACUCGCUGCAUGCAAAGAAUUCUAAAGAUUUAUCCAGAGAUCAAAGAAAUCCCAAACUAUCAGAGACAAUAGAUGUACCCAAAGCAGUGGUGGAAAUACAAUCAGAAGUCCCGCCAGAUGCGACAGGUUUUCGCGAGGGCAUGGAUCCUGGAACACCUCGCCUUCCCAGACUGCAAAGUAACAACAAUCGACAACCACAAUAUAGAUUAAAUCCUCUUCUUCGACCUCCAAUGCCCCGGAUAAACUUCAUGAAUAUUCAACAGAGAAAUGGAAGGAUUCUGCGCAUGCCUGUCAUUCAUGUUGUUACCCGAAAUUUCCGAAAUCAGUUCGUUCCUCGAGCAUAUCCAAUCUACACCAUUCGUAACGGCCGAUUUUAUUUUUCGACUCUUAUGCGCCAGAGGUAUCCGUCUGUGAUUGCACGAAUCCGACAACUUGAGGCUCAAGGUGUUGUUAUAAAGCCGUCGUAUGUCCGUCCAAAUGUCAACAGAUUAGGAAUACCCACAGAAUCAUCUCAGUUUGCAACUGCUGCAGGUAGAAGGGAAAAACAAAUACCUGUAGUUGACCGAGUGAUGGAAAAUACCGAAGGCCCCACGGAGACUAUCGGACCUGUAGUUGGGGGAAAUGAGCCACAUGCGCAAACUCCAGAUAUAGCUGUCCCAACAACAACACCACCAGCUCCAACAACACAUGCCCUGUUCAUACUUUGUACCCAGUGUAGAAAAAUUAAGCUCAGUCUUGGAAAUAAAUUUAAUUGA